Messenger RNA from Trichoderma gamsii, 1818 nucleotides. RefSeq lists its product as hypothetical. The coding region runs from base 1 to 1818 and encodes 605 amino acids. The record is from RefSeq and is a predicted model, not a curated record. NCBI's taxonomy places the organism in Eukaryota, Fungi, Ascomycota, Sordariomycetes, Hypocreales, Hypocreaceae. The transcript has a single exon.
AUGGCCGCCUCUGAGCUCCAUGACGAUGGAUUUACUCGCUCCUCACCCGAAAGCCUGGGCUACUCCCCCUCUGCUAUACUCGGCUUCGUCGACGACGCUGCCGCCUCUGGCGUUGAGCUGCACAGCUUCAUGCUGUACGCCAGCAACGCCGUCAUUGCUGAGGCCUGGUGGUGGCCCUACGAGCGCAAUCUGCCGCACGUCAUGCACUCGGCAACAAAGAGCUUCCUGGCUGUGGCGGUAGGCCUUGCGAUUGAACAAGGGUAUUUUGGCCUUGACACAACGGUGGCCUCGGUGUUUCCGGAGAGGAUGCCCCCAGCCACUGGCGAUGGCGAUGCUGGCGAUGGGCACAUAGACUCGCCAUCCUUCCUUGACCAGAUGACAGUCGAGGACCUUCUCACCCAAACAUCCGGCCAUGAUCACGGCGAGAGUGGCGGGUCGUGGCGUAGCAUCGAAUCCAGCUGGAUUGACAAGUUCAUCUCCACGCCCGUCGUCCACCGCCCGGGAACCUUCUUCGCCUACUCGAGCGCCACCUCCUUUAUGCUCUCCGCCAUUGUCACCCGCACCACCGGUCUCUCGGUCGCAGACUACCUCGAGCCGCGCUUUUUCCGCCCGCUGGGCAUCCGUCUUGCGCACUGGGACAUGGGCCCUGAGGGUAUCAAUCCGGGCGGGAAUGGCCUUUCGUGUCUGACGACGGAUUUGCUCAAGUUGGGAGUGCUGCAUCUGCAAAAGGGCAUGUGGAAGGGGAAACGAAUCUUGCCGGAGAAGUGGGUGCAACAGGCAACAAAGGCGCAGAGGGGAAAUCUGUACGGAUAUCAGUGGUGGGUUUGUGAGGAUGGGAGCUACAAGGCCAGGGGCAUGUUUGGCCAGCUGUGCAUUGUGUGGCCGGACUUUGAUGCUGUGCUGGCGGUGACGGCCGCAGUCAGCAGGAGGGCUGCCGCUCUGGAGGAGCUGAUCGACAAACAUAUCCCUGGCCUGCUAGCAAGCAGGAACAAGGAUGCUGUUGGUUCUCAGAGGCCGUUGGAUCAUCAUUUGUCCUCGCGUCUGGCCGGCUUGCAAGUUGUUGCAGAGCUCCCUUUGGCUGCAAAGACGCCCUCUCAGGAGAUGAUCCAGGCCAUUUCAAAGGAACGAUACGUUGCGGCACCCAACGAGGACGGCGUGCUUGCCUUUGCGCUGGACCUGUCCUCUGCUCCUCGACAAUGUAUCCUCCGCAUUGAUAAUCGCGCCGGUGCCCACCACAUCAGCUUCUCAAUGGGCACUUGGCUCGAGUCAUACACCACUUCCCAAGUUGCCAGCCUACACCACGGAUACACCUGGCCACAACUACGGUCAGUGGCUCGGGGCCGCUGGAUGGGCGCCACGAUGGAAUGUCUCGAAGUGGUGCUGCAGCUCCCCGAGACGGCUUUCCGUGACACCAUCCUCAUUACCUUUUCCCAGUCUGACCGGAGCAUAGCCAAGCUCCAACAUUCUGUCAAUGUAAACUCAUUCAGCUCGCGGCGCCCCCCGAUAUUUGCUACAAUCCUCCGCAAAGGAGAUGAGCUCUCAUCGCCAGAACUUGUAGCUCGAGCUGAAAAGGACCGGGCAACGACGACAUUUUCCACCAGUGAGACCUCAAUCGGCGAGCUACUCAAUUAUCAGCCGGCAAGGGAUGUGCUAGAGGCGGUAGUCCCGGAGUUGCUGAGCCAUCCACGGCUGCAGGAAGCCAGAGACUAUUCGCUCGACAUGGUGCUAAGUCAAGCAUCGAAGCGGCGUAUAGAUUCGAAGACGAUGGUCGAGUUGAAUCGGAGACUGGCUGCUCUUACAGUCCCAGCUAUUUAUUAG